This is a messenger RNA of Diaporthe citri, 2502 nucleotides long. RefSeq lists its product as uncharacterized. Bases 1 to 2502 code for a protein of 833 amino acids. Gene Ontology annotation, molecular function: FAD binding. Lineage: Eukaryota; Fungi; Ascomycota; Sordariomycetes; Diaporthales; Diaporthaceae. The record is from RefSeq and is a predicted model, not a curated record. The transcript has 4 exons.
AUGGAGCUCGAAUCGGCCAUCCCCUCCUGGCUCCUCCGGGACCGGACAGUCGCCCCCAGGAAGUCCUCAGGGUUCAAGCCCCCGGCGGAUGCGUACACUUCGCGUUUCCCGAAAUCGACCAAGGAUAUCGUCAUGGCCAUCAUAGGAGUCCAGUACGGCAAGGCCAACAUGAACGACGGCCGCGCCCUCGCGAAGAUAUCCUCGUACCUCACCGCGGAAGCAGUACCCUACCGAUCGCGGCCCGGCUUCCACGAGUUCGCCGCGGUGACCGACAACCGCGGAUUCUACAACAUCGCCGUCCUCGCGUACUGGCCUAGCAAAUCUGCGCACGCGGAGUGGUCCGCGGCGAGCGGGUUUGAGAGUUGGUGGGGCGGGCUAGAAGCAGAUGCCGAGCAAGCCGGGAACGGGUGGUUCCUCGAGGUCUUCCUCCCGACCGUGGACCGCUUCGAGACGCUCCACAACACGUCGGACCCCGAGGGCGCGGCCAACAUGCGCGACGACCUCAGCGGGCCGAUGCAGGAGCACGGAUACUGGGGCAGCAUGCGGGACAGGCUGCCGCUCUCGCAGACUGACCACAUGGUGGGCGAAGCCGCUGCGCUGGAGAAGAGCAGCCUGUCAAACGGCAGCUCAGGCGCCCGGAAGGACGGCACGGGGCCGCCUGGGAGGGUGCGCGUCCCCGGGAAAAGAAACCUCGCCGUCAUCCGCUCCGGCCAGGACUGGUCCGCCGCCCUGCCCGAGGAGCGCGCCCUUUACCUGGAGACGAUGCACCCCGUCCUCAUCAAGGGGAUGGAUUUCCUGCGGGACCACGGCGACGAGGUCGGGUGUUAUAGCUGUCGCUUCAUGGAAAUCGUCGAUGGGAAGGGUGCCGGCGGGGCGGACCGCACGUUCGGCCUGGCCUACUUUGACGAUCUGGCCUCGCUGGAGCGCUGGAGCAAGGAGCACCCCACGCACCGGGCCAUCUUCGGUGGCCUCGGGAAGUACGCGAAGAGGCUGGGGAAGGAUAUGACCUUGCGCUUGUUUCAUGAGGUGCUGGUGCUCGAGCCUGAACAGCAACUGUUUGAGUAUAUUGGUUGUCAUGAGGGGACUGGCAUGUUAGCCGCCCGAGGUGUCUCUUUUGCCCCGAAAUCUGACAACAUGGCCGUGGAGCAAAUUGUCGAUGCCCUGAGCCAGGCGUUUCCAAGCGAUCAAAUCGCGCUGCCUGGGACCGAGGCUUUUCAGACUUCAAAUGAUGUCUAUCUGUCUGCUCACCAGAGUGACUACACUCCUGCGGCCAUCUUUCAGCCCAAGAACACGCGGGAUGUUGCUGCGUUUCUCCGCCUCGCCAACGAGAAAGACAUCAAGUUCGCCAUGCAAGGCGGAGGCCAGCAGCCGCUUGAGGCUUGUUCCAACAUCCAAGGCGGCAUCACGGUCGACCUGAGUCUCCUCACGGGCAUCGAGCUGAAGGAUGGCUUGGUACCUGUCGGCGCCGGCGAGCGAUGGGGACCCGUCUAUGAGAAGGUCCAGGCCGCCGGGCUGGGAGUUGGGGGCAGCCGGUCCGCCAAGGGCGGCAUUGGCGGUCUCUCGCUGUCAGGCGGCCUCUCCUUCUUCUCCUCGCGGGAGGGUUCCAUUUGCGACAAUGUAGUCAGCUUUGAGAUUGUCCUCGCCUCAGGAGACGUCGUCCAGGCGAACGCCGCGGAGCACCCCGAUCUCUGGAGGGCCCUCAAGGGCGGCGGCAACAAUUUUGGCAUCCCGGCCUCGGACGCCAACUACCCAGGCCAAGUCGAGGCUCUCGUCAACGAGGUGCGCAAGCCCGAGCCCUCUGACGAGACCCACAUCAUGGUGAACCUGGGCUACUCGGCACAGUUCGGAGACCACAUGAUGGGUCUGAACCAAGUCUACCACACCGGGCCCGACGCCGCCUCGGCCUACGGCUCCACGGACGCGGCCACGGGCAAGAUCCGCGUCCCGCCCAUGCUCCAGCCCUUCACGGGCGUGCAGCCGCAGCUCGAGCAGCUCAACUCGCUGCGCAUCAUGACGCUCGUGCAGGGCGCCACCGAGCACGCGGUCAUGGCCACCGAGCGCCAGCGCUGCGCCUACAUGAACUGCACCCCGCGGGCCGAUAAAGAAGCACUUGUCGCCGCCGCCGACAUCUACUCCAGGGCCAUCGAGCCCCUCAAGCCCCUCGACGGCAUCACGCUGUGCCUGACGCUGCAGGCCUACCCCCGGUCCCUCCUGCGCAAGACCGCCGAGCGGGGCGGGAACGUGCUCGGCCUGGAUCCGCGCGAGACGCUGGUGACGAUACUGCCGCUGACGUGCUGGAGGAGAAAAGAGGACGACGAGCAGAUCUUGGGCGUGCUCAGGGGCGCCCUGGAGGCGAUUGAGAAGGAUGCUGAUGCCCGAGGCCAGAGGGUGCCGUAUACGCACCUGAACUAUGCGUCUGACUUCCAGGACCCAUUUUUCGUCUAUGAUCCUGAGGGCCUGUUUCAGAAGAACGUCCCCGGUGGAUUCAAGCUAUAUGCUUAG